UUCUCUUGGGAUCCAUCGGUAGCUUCAUUGGUGAAGAAGGAAUGGCAAUCAAAAUGUGCAAGGCGCCUUAGUGGUAUAGUGUCAAAGGUUUGCUCAGAUCCAACAUAUAGUGCUACUUGGUGUGUUCCUAGUUUAAGAGAACGUAUGAAAGAAAUGAGAGAAAAAGAUGAUGAUUUCAUAAGGAGAAGAAACCAAUGUUCUAAAAACAGAUUGAGCAAUGAAAGUCAAAAGGUUCACCAUCGUCAAGGUUCCAUUUCGACUGAGGAAGUGAAGCUCAAACUGGAGAAGAAACUCAAGCGUACACCCACAGCAGCUGAGCUAUAUUACAAUGGUCAUGCUGAUAAUGAUGGUCAAUUUGUAAACACUAAGGCAGAAGAAGUGUGGAAAGAAUUUGAGAAGAAGAAAUCUGCCAACCUCGAAUGUGACAGUGAGACGCAAAAGACCGAGGAUGAAUUGUUUUUUGAGGCUGUGGGCGGGUGGAAUGAAAAGUGUAGAAUAUUUGGUUUGGGUGCAGCUGCUCACUCAUAUUACGAAAGACCCACAUUUGAAGAAAGGCACGAUAAGAAGUCACGAAAAGACUACAUUAAGAGCUUGGAGACUCAAGUUGUUGAACUUGCUGCACAAAAUGAUGAACAAAAGAAAGAACUAGAUGCAACAAAGGAAGGGCUUGUUGAAACCCAAAAGGUGUUGGUUGAAACUCAAAAAAGCUAUCUGAAACCACUGAAACUUUCAUGACUUUCAAACAACAAGUGGAGAUGUUUAUGCAAACUAACUCUCCUCGCCCUUGACACUAUGGUUAGCAUAAGAUUUUUGUAUAGACUUUCAAAGUAUCCAAUGAUUUUGUUUGAUACAUGCUUCUAGUAUAGGCCUUAACAUAGUGAUUUU
Messenger RNA from Beta vulgaris subsp. vulgaris (sugar beet), 885 nucleotides. RefSeq lists its product as uncharacterized. The coding region runs from base 145 to 735 and encodes 196 amino acids. NCBI's taxonomy places the organism in Eukaryota, Viridiplantae, Streptophyta, Magnoliopsida, Caryophyllales, Amaranthaceae. The record is from RefSeq and is a predicted model, not a curated record. The transcript has 3 exons.